AUGACUGGGUUUGUUUGUCAGCCGCGAGCAGCCAUAUCAACCUUCUUCUAACAUGAAUAUGACAGUCUUUAACUUGUGUAACCACACAGGCUCUUGUUUCACAUAGUCACCAUUAGUAAUCACAGAUCAUCGCGGGUUUGGAUAUGGCGCGGAAAAGAGGGCAUCAGGAGACUGGUGGUAAACAUCCCCUGAAGCCACCAGACAGAGGCAGGAAACGGCAGAGACAAGAUGAACACAGCGGGAAGAGCACAAGUUCAGAAAAGCUGGAGACAAGCAUUGGUUCAAGAACACGAUCUACCCAGAACAAUGACAAAACAGCCUCUGACUGCAACCCCAGAACCCGAUCUUCCAUCCAUGAGAAAACAAAGUCCGUUUCUAGCCCUGAAGCUCCAUCAUCCCAUUCGACCUACCAGAAUGUGCAAAAGUCAGACACAAUAUCAGGCUUAGCUACUUAUUCUGGUAUCCAGAAAGAAUUAUUGCCCAAUUCUAAGAAGUCUCCAAGUGAUGCAGUGACUGGAAGUAAUCAAAGGACUAUUUCUGGGAUCCAGAAAGAAUUGUCGACCAAAUCUAAGGAGUCUCCUGCUGAUACAGAGACAGAAGCAAAUCAAAGAGCACACUUUGAAAACAAUAAUGAAGAUGAGAAAUGCCAGGAGUCAAAUAAUGCACAACUAACUCCUCAAAAGAAAUGUAGAAGGAAAUCAGUACAGAUGUUGGAUGAACAAAAACCAGGUUCUGUGUGUAGACAAAGUGAAGUAGUUGAACAUGAAGAUAAGAACAUAAAACAACAGAAAUCAAACAUAUCUGGUGAAUCCGACAGUCAGUCUGGUGAUACUGCUGAUAAAUACUCUCCGACCUUGACCCCUGACCAAGGUCGGAGGUUUUCAGGUCGUGUAAGGAAACUUACCAAAAAGGCUGCAGAGGCCAAAGAAACAUUCAAGUCAAAAUUCCGCAGCAAACCUGCAAGUCCCAGAACACAACACUCAAAGCUUGAGACACAGCCAGAAAAUGCAAUAGAAUUGUCAACCACUCCUGUCAAACACGUCCAUUCAGAAGCAGCCAAUAACUGUGGAGACACAGGUUUAAGUGAGGACAAAGAUGAGGAUGAGAGUGGUAGAGAAGCUGAUACAGAAUCGGGAUCAAGAAGCAAUGAGACCAGCACAAAUGUCCAACUUUCAGCAGUCCAAACUGAUUCAGGCUUGUCACCAUCUGGUGAAGUCGGGGAGACAGUUCUCAGCAGUACUGCUGAACCUGUGCCUGGAAAUGGUGAAUAUUGUCCAAGUCAUCAUUCAGGUACUUAUCCAUCACAUGAAACUGACAAUACGAUUUCUGUUGUCCUCGGAUCAGCUAAUGUUCUUUCAAGCAAUCAUUCCACUGGCCAUUGUUCCAAUGAUCUGAACACUGAUAAAGAAAUACCAGAGAUUGGAAGCAGUUGUCAUGGAGACUCUGGUGGUCAUGGUGAUCAUCUCUAUAAUGCCAGAUUACUCAAAACCUUCCAGCACUCAGUCCAGUCCACGUCCAGACCUCUUGAUCAUAGCAGUGUUUCUAUGGUAGCAGACAGGGGUGUUCAAGCAUCUUUGGUAAAAGACUCUUGUCAUCUGGUCAGUACAGGCAUUCAGGUGGACAGUAGUUUCUUGUCGCCAUGCCAACAGGCUAUAUUAGGCAGUGACACGCCUGAUGAUGAAGACCCAACAGCUAACACACAGCAGUCGUCUCCCUUCUCGACAGGUCUUCCUAAUGUGAAUUUUGCUUCCUUGCUUGCCUUACCAGAAGCAGGAGAAAAGGUUUUAGGGCGGAGUCUCUGCCCUCGUCAAGGACAGCUUGCUGCAGAUACAGGGCAUGCGACACUUCAUCACCCACGACCUUCCCACCAUGACCAGCGUGGCCUGCUUCCAGACUGCUGACAAGAUUGCCAUAAGCGGAACCAUCCAGGGCGUGUGUCGAGCCUGGUCCAUCCUCAGUAAUAUAGAACACCAUAUUCAGCAGAGGGAUAUAAAAAGUAAAAAAGCUGUCCAAAUUCAGUGGAUAACAAAGGCUGGAGUAAAGAAAGUUAUUGAGUUCAAGCGUCCAGUAGGUGACGAUUCUGUCUCCCCUACCAAGUCUUCCAAACCUCUGACAGUCAUGGUUGACAUCAAGACACCCGAAAAACAAACAGAAUCCACAAACAUGCCAAUCUCUCCUCUCAGCAAAUCACCCCAGACACAUUCCACUUCCGAUCAAAACAAUUCCAAUGCUAAAAACAACAUUCCAGAUCUCUGUUCCAAAAAACAAGUUAGCUUGUUGUCUGGAAAGUCGUAUUCUUACCCUCUCAUGGAUGGAUUUCCUCUGGGUAAUGUUGAAGAGAAGCAGACGUCAGAGGCAGAUGUUGUGCCUGACGAAACGGAGAUGGAGAAGCAGACGUCAUGUUCAACAGAUCUUGCAGACGACAAGGCAGCGAAAGCAGAAGGCACAAUGAAAACGGAUGCUUUGGAGGACAAUGAAACGCUAAACAAUACAGAUAUAAAGAAUUUGAUUAAGAAGAAAAUUAAGGCAAGUCUGGAAAGAAAUGAAGAAGAAACUCAGACUGAUUUGCAGGAUGACUUAUCCGAUUAUGAUUAUGAUGAUGUUCAUGAUGAGGACAGAGAUAGCAGUGGGGUAGAUACAGAGAAAGUGAUCAAGGUUGAGAAGACUCCUGACGAUCAUGUUCAGAAAGGCGACACUGUAAUCUGGAAGGGAGGGACAGAAACAACUACAUGAUAAUGGUUACCAAACGUGGGGAAUUUGUUUGUGAAUACUGUCCUGAGACCUUCCCCACAGAAGAUGAUCUUGCUUCCCACAGAGUUCACGAACAUGACAUUGAUGAAGCUACAGAAGAGAGUAGAUCAUUUGUGGAAUGCAAAACAUGUUCACAACGUUUCCGAUGUCAUUUGGAACUUCAUCGGCAUCAACGUCGGGCUCACAGUCUCAUCAGUCUGUUGCCCAAGACAGAGCCUUCUGUAAACC
Molecule: messenger RNA, 2979 nt
Organism: Haliotis rubra (blacklip abalone)
Lineage: Eukaryota; Metazoa; Mollusca; Gastropoda; Lepetellida; Haliotidae
Exons: 6
Coding region: 144-1901 (585 amino acids)
Source: RefSeq, a predicted model, not a curated record